Molecule: messenger RNA, 291 nt
Organism: Racocetra persica
Lineage: Eukaryota; Fungi; Glomeromycota; Glomeromycetes; Diversisporales; Gigasporaceae
Source: the annotation of a GenBank genome assembly
UGUAAUUCAUAUUCUAUUGAACAAAAGAAACAAGUUGUCGUCUAUGCUAAAGAAAAUAAGAAAAAUAAAGCUGCAGCAGCCUUUAAGCUUGAUCCUAUCGGUUCUGGUCAAAAAGAAUUUUACCCUAGAGCAGAAAAAAGACUAUAUGAUUGGAUUAUAGAACAGAGAAAAAAAGGAUUGGGCAUUUCUUAUAAGAUUGCACACAUUAAGAUGCUAAACAUUUUAAAAGAACCUGAUAUAAUAAUUCUUUAUAGAAAUUUAGUGAACAAUUUUAAAACAUCAAAUCGUUAG